AAUUGAAGAGGCAGCAGUACAAUGUCAAAAGAGCGCCGGAAAGACGAGAGCAGCAGCGACAGCGACGACAGCGAGGACGAUGAGCAGCGACUGCGCUUUGCUGAAGCUGCAGUCACUGCGUCUGUGCUCAAGACGCCCAGCCACCGUGCAGAUCGGAGUGGCGCAAUGGGAGCAUCAGGCUCAGUGACAGGUGGAGCGAGCAAUAGUCGCAACGGCACACUCGAUAACACGCAGUGCAUCGAUAUUGAUCGCCCAAAGCACGAUAUUCACGUUCGACUGCACCCCGCCGAGAUGCAGUUCCGAUCAGCAGCGAUUGCGACGGCAACACAGCUGCGCUUGCUGCUGCCGUCUGGUGCUGGAGCUGCACCACAACCUGUCUCUCUGCGAUCUGAAGUGUACGACCAGGAUUCGUACAACCCAGGACGCAUGUGGGCGCAGAAUGACAAGGAAUUUCACAAGCACGCGUACACUCGCCUGUCCAAGAUGCUGGACGAGACGUGCGGCGCAGCCAUCACCCCAAAUCUGUGGGAAAAGACGCUGCCGUGGUUGAAGGACCGGAAAGCGGCGGCGUCCCCCAAAGACCAGAGCAGCGAUAGCAUGAAGUUCAUUUCAGGAUUGCCCGGCGCGCCAUCCCUCACCGUUCUGCCGUACUCGUCCUUAUCUAGCAGCCUCAAGCCAGUUCCCACGCCAGAUCCUGCCAGGGCGUCUGUCAAGCGAACGCACAGCUCGCGACAUGGUAACGAUGACGAGUCUUCCGACGAAGAUGAAACGCUGACACGAAUGCGGGAAGCGGCCAUUCCAACCGAAUCCAUUCUUAGUCAAGCCAGUUUUCAAAAGCAAGCCGCAGCCGAGGCCUUCCAAAACCAAACCCUGACCGAAAAUGCACAUUCGCGUGUGGGCAACGAAAAGAAAAAGCUAAAGAAGGAGAAGAAGGAGAAAAAGGACAAAGGUGACAAGAAGGACAAGAAGGACAAGAAAGCCAAGAAGGGCGAUGUCGCUUGAACAAUUACAUUUCCAUUGUUAUUUCGUUACUCGUAUUCCAAUAACAAAACAAAAAAAAAUUGAUCAUCUC
Molecule: messenger RNA, 1072 nt
Organism: Capsaspora owczarzaki ATCC 30864
Lineage: Eukaryota; Filasterea; Ministeriida; Capsasporidae
Exons: 5
Coding region: 22-1002 (326 amino acids)
Source: RefSeq, a predicted model, not a curated record